UUUUCAAUGAAUGGAUCGCCCUGACAGUCAGAGACUGCUGAGGCAAAGGUCGGGGAACCCGGAUCUCCGUAAACAAAUGCGUGGGUUCUCCAUGAGGAUCCGUCAACAGACUGCGGUUGAAUCAUGGCUGAAUCAUGGAUCCGGUUUUCUUUUUUGUGUUUCGGAGGAUAAAUCACAGGAAGUCGACGAUCGGUUUUCAUUCCAGUGUUCCUUUUACGGGGCUUCGCAUGCAACAAUUACGACAUCGCGAUCGCCGGAGUAUCGAAGUACGUGCAUUUUGUGUCAAGCACGCAACGAGACACACAGAGUGCCGAAUGCCGGGUCAGGUACUGUGCAUGCAAUAAUCCACGGAUCACGCAGAGCUCACUGGCGGUAGCUGCGGCGGCCUUUUCAAGUGUGGUGCAUCCGGAUCCCAGUCGGAAGCUGUUAACAUUCUCUGUUGUAACGUUAUCGCUGAGAAAUUGAAUGGACACGUUAAAAAUGUUUGCACUGUCUGGCAAAUGUGCAGUUGGAAACUGUGAAUCUGGUCUGUGCUUGUAACUUGGGCCAUCCUCGGCUUUCUUGCCGUCGAGUCGUUGCAAGGUGGAUAUAGCCGCGUGUUUCAGAAAUCUAGCUAAUUAAAUUUCUGCCUCCCAAAAGAGCUUGAGAGACUGAGUCGGCAUGAAGGCGCUGGUCGUCCAACCGAUGGUGAGUGAGCUUCACCACUUCACCCUGAGUGACAUCAAGAGGCAAUGUCUGCCAAGCGAAAAUUGGAAGAAACUUCACCCGUCGAUUCUCGUUGAACGACGCGACGGAAAGACGGUCACCAAGUCGCCAGAGAAUUCGCGGAAACUCUGCAAACGUCAGCUGGUAAAUCAGUGGUUAACCCUGAAGAGAAAGGCUUCCACUUUACCUGUUGUGUCUUCUCACACUUGCUCCAGUGGUGGGUCUUCCCGAGAUGUGAACGGGAGCCAUGACGUACAACUGAGCAAACACCAGGAUCACGCCGUGGACGCAGGCGAACUGCCCUCUGAUCCCAGAUUGUGGUCUCCUUAUGAUGUGACGGCCUGGCUGAGUCGCAUGGAAGAGUCCCAUGGCCUAGACGUUGACCACAGCUUCUUUCAAAUGAACGGCCGUGGACUCUGCCUGAUGCCGCUCAAGGGCUUUCUGUUCCGGGUACCUGACCAUGGGGGGCUUCUGUACGAGGACUUUCGCGGGAGACUGAGAAAGUGCCUGCUGAUGCCUGGAGACGAGACCAGUGGGCCGACUGCCAACAAGAGGACCGAAUCGACAGCUCACCGCGGUGGGGCCACCAGUCAGAGUGGGUACGAGACUGCGCAAUGGCCCUUGCCACCUGUCGCGAAAUGUGGGGAAGUUGUUGUUGCUGAGGAGACAUCGGUGCCAGACUUUAAGGGAAGAGUGUCACCUUUGACAUAUCACACAUUAUGAAACCGACACGUAGCCAAGGACUCAGUGACUGUUAAACCUCAUGGUUUUCAGGGGAACACCUUUUAAAACCAAACAAAUAACAGGAAAGGGGCUAUAGCUGCCGCGAGCGGCAGUUGCAUUCGAUCGAUGAAUGGCACUGUAAUCAGGCUAUUCCAUGGGCAGUAAAGCUGAUUCUUUUUGUUCUCAGAUAAUGAGCUCACAUGCCUCAUCACAGUGAACAAUAUCAGUGAAGCAUGAAGAUCGAACUUGCCUCCCUGCGCGGUUCUUCAACUUUGCUUUUACUUGCUGAUGCAUCUGUGACAAGAUUUUUUGGUUAAAGUUGAUUGUGAGUUUUCUGUGGAGAUGUAAAUAAAACGCAGCUGAAACACCUUUUACCAAAUCAAACAGUAGUUUUGUCCCUAAAAAUGUAAUGUACAUGUAAUAACUUACGGUAUUACCGUAUGACAGGACAAUUGGAUUUUCGUGAAUUAUUCCUUGAAAACUGCAUUCAAAUAAUGUAUACAUGUAGGUCUUAGUCUCAGCCCUUGCCAAUUUUUAAGUUGGAAUUCAGGACUGAUAAUACUCCGAUGUAAACGCUGUACAUGUACUUCCUUCAA
Acanthaster planci (crown-of-thorns starfish) is the source of this 2024-nucleotide messenger RNA. RefSeq lists its product as uncharacterized. NCBI's taxonomy places the organism in Eukaryota, Metazoa, Echinodermata, Asteroidea, Valvatida, Acanthasteridae. The record is from RefSeq and is a predicted model, not a curated record. Gene Ontology annotation, molecular function: sequence-specific DNA binding.